Messenger RNA from Trypanosoma cruzi, 726 nucleotides. Its product is annotated as mucin-associated surface protein (MASP), putative. The transcript has a single exon. The record is from RefSeq and is a predicted model, not a curated record. Lineage: Eukaryota; Euglenozoa; Kinetoplastea; Trypanosomatida; Trypanosomatidae. Bases 1 to 726 code for a protein of 241 amino acids.
AUGGCUACGAGGGAUGCGUGGCUGCAGGGUUUGAGCGCCGUUGGUUUUUUUCUGACGGGCGGUGUUGAGGAAUUACAGGCGCUUGCAGAUGCCAUCGCCGGUGUGAGGGCAGGUGUUUCAGCCACCCGAAGCGUGGCUGUUGGGAAGACGUGUUUUACUCUUGCGGUGGAGGCAUCAACAAUGCAAUCGGCUGGACCUGCACCAUCAUCAACAGCAGGUGAAGGAGGCCCACUACCAGAUCAAGAACACUUACAUAGCGUCACCAAAACAAAGAACGAAAACACACCGUCAAGAUCAAAAACGGACUCAGAAGCAACGGAACCACCUCCAAUGGAUUCUAAAAAAGGCCAGCACAGUCAUGACACAGACACGGAGGAUUCGACAAAGAAUGCAGCAACCAGCAGACCAGCAGAAACAACAACAAUCUCAUCUACCUCUGCAAGUGGCAGCGGUGAUCAUGUCCAGAAUAAGGCAGAUGAGGAUGAUGCUCAAAGCUCCGAAGAACAACACGACGGCCUUGGAAUUGGCAAAACCAACGCUGUUUCAACUCUCAGUGAGACAGCACCACAAACAGAAAAAACAACCACCGCCGCUCAAACAAAUCAUACGGUGACACCCGUCGACAGUGACGGCAGCACCGCGGCCUCCCACACCACCUCCCCUCCUUUGCUUCUUGUUGUUCCUGUUGUUGCGUGUGCAGCUGCUGCCGCGGUGGUGGCCGCGUGA